GUUUCUGCCAAACUGUUUGGACUCUCUGCUUUGAAAUCCAUCUACAGCCUAAGAUAUACAAUAGUACCUGCAGAAUGAUGCAAGGACAGAAACACAACAUGAAAUCCUUCCUCCUUAUGUAUGUGCUGACUUUAUUGACAUUGCAUGCAUCCGAUGGACAGCAGUUAACAGACGAGACCUGUACGGUCCAGAUUCUUGUCCCAGGACUUAAAGGAGAACCAGGAGAGAAAGGACCAAAGGGAUCCCCCGGGAGACCAGGGAGAGUUGGCCCUCCAGGGGAAAUUGGGCAACCUGGGCUUCAAGGACAGAAAGGCAUUAUGGGACGUUACGGAAAGGUGGGCCCAAGUGGAAUGAAAGGGGAAAAAGGAGACAUGGGGGAUCCAGGACCAAAAGGCCAAGAUGGAGAGCCAGGCGUCCCAUGUGAGUGCUCACCUAUACGAAAGAUGAUUGGGGAAAUGGACAACAUUGUGGCCCAGCUAUCUUCUGAAUUGAAGUUCAUCAAAAAUGCACUGCCCUCCCCUGCAGCUGUCGCUGGCAUAAAAGAAAGAGACAGUAAAGUCUAUCUGUUGGUGAAGGAAGAGAAACGAUACACCGAUGCCGAGCUCUACUGCCAGGCGAGGGGAGGGCACCUGGCCAUGCCAAAGGAUGAAGGAGCCAACUCAGCCCUGGCGGAGUACAUUACAGAGGCGGGUCUGGGCAGAGUCUACAUUGGCAUUCACGACCUGGACGUGGAAGGAGUUUUCAUCCAUGUGGAUCGCUCUCCCAUGUCCACAUUCAGCAGAUGGAGAAGUGGGGAGCCCAAUAAUGCUUACGAUGACGAGGACUGUGUUGAGAUGGUGGCCUCGGGCGAGUGGACCGACGUAUCCUGCCACCCGACCAUGUAUUUUGUUUGUGAAUUUGACAAGGACUCUGUAUGAGUUCAGGCUAUAUUGGCUAAAAUGGACAUGACCAAGUUUUCAAUGGCAGACUGAUGCAACAGUCCAAUCACCUUGUAAUAAGGACGCCCAUUUUGAUGCCUGUUCUUUAAACAAAUUAUUAGUUCGUUAACAACCUUUAUGUUACUGAUUAAGUCUACAAGAUUAGAUAAUAGUGACUGUGAGCGACUGCUUGUCAUUUUCCUAUAGACAUAGUAGAAACCCCGUUUCCAUAUGAGUUGGGAAAUUUUGUU
Molecule: messenger RNA, 1168 nt
Organism: Nerophis lumbriciformis (worm pipefish)
Lineage: Eukaryota; Metazoa; Chordata; Actinopteri; Syngnathiformes; Syngnathidae
Gene: colec11
Product: collectin sub-family member 11
Source: RefSeq, a predicted model, not a curated record